This is a messenger RNA of Trematosphaeria pertusa, 903 nucleotides long. RefSeq lists its product as uncharacterized. The record is from RefSeq and is a predicted model, not a curated record. The transcript has 3 exons. NCBI's taxonomy places the organism in Eukaryota, Fungi, Ascomycota, Dothideomycetes, Pleosporales, Trematosphaeriaceae. Bases 1 to 903 code for a protein of 300 amino acids.
AUGAGCGACGUCGAUAUGGACUCCGAAAUGGCACCGGGACAGUCCUCCAUUGUGGUGCCGAUCAUGACGCACGCGGGAGAAAAGCAAAAUUCUUUGGCGAGAGAUGACCGCGAAGAGCAACCAGGUCGCACGAGGGCCAAGCGAGGAAAGGGUCGUCGCCGUGGUGGCAGAGCUGAACGGAAGGCCCUUGACCCCUUAUCAGGAAAGGCUGUCCACAAUCAGCGCAAAACAACCGACAAGAUCACCAAGGCGCAACACAGGCAGGCCCACCGCGAGCGCUUCUUUGCGCAGCGGAGAGAGCAACGGAAAUUGGACGCUAUGAUCACGGGCCUGGGAGAUCUAGGCCUGGAGAAGAAAGAAGGUACGGAGACAGCCGAGGCCGCCAAGGCGGUCGAAGGUGUCGACUCUGGUAUUCGUCGUCGAGGUGGUCCAAGGAAAGCAAAGGCCGAAGCCAAGAAGGAUAUCCGAGAUGAGGUGAAUGCUCAACAGGAAGAGGCCCAGGCUUACGAAGAGUUCUGCAAGAGGGACGAGCAAGUCCAGCUCGCCGAGUCCCAAUCAUACAUAGAGUUCCGCAAGAAGGAGGAGCAAGAGAAACCUGCCAAGGGCAAGGCAUACAAAGCGUUGCGCAAGAAGCAAGAGCAAGAGAGGAUACUCAAUCUGCAUAAAGCGAAAGCCGCGAGGAAGGGCAUCACGUUGGAACAGUUUUACCAACAAGGAAAAGAGAAGGCAGAGCGGAGGAAAGAGAGACGCCAGCAGAAGAGGCAGCAAGAGCGGAAUGCGAUGAUCGAUGGUCAGGAGCAAGAACCCGUUCUACCUGUAGGUCCGGCGUCCACACCCUCGACUUCGGAUGCUAUGCUUGGAAGUAUGGGCCAGGUGGAUUUCGGAGCGGACAUGGAGUUGUAG